AUGUUCUUCAGUGAUUCCCACUCCCGGUACGAGGAUCUGGUGCGCGACGACGAGGCAGGCGACCUCCACGCCGUGGCGGAGAGGGCGUUCGGGCACCAAGGAUUGGGGAUCGUGGUCGUCACCGGCGUCCCCGACGUCGCGGGGGCCCGCCGGGAGCUGUUCGCCUUGGGGCACAAGUUUGCGGCGCUUCCGGAGGAGACGAAAGCGCGGUACGAGCACCCCCAGAGCUGCUUCAGCUUCGGGUGGUCGCACGGCAAGGAGAGCCUGGAAACAGGCGGCCCCGACCUCGCCAAGGGGUCCUUCUAUGCUAACCCCUGCUUCGACGCACCGUUCGGAGGUGACGGAGGCGGUAGCGGGAGCGGCGCCGCCGCCAUCGCCGCAGGUAGCGGCGAAGACGGCGGCGUGGAAGGUCGUGGCCCAGACCGUCUUCUCCACCGCCCUGAAAAAGGCGAUCAUUGCGGUGGCAAUAACGCGGGCGAAGAAGGAGGCGGCGGCGGCGGCGGCGGUGUUGGUGUUGGUGGUGAUAGUGGCCCGGCGGCGGCGGAGGCGGCGGCGGCGGCGUUGGUGGAGAAGUACCCUUCCUUUGCGCACCCGAACGUCUGGCCCGACGCGGAUGUACCCGGGUUUUCCGCGGCCUUCAAGGCUCUCGGGCGGGCGGUCGUGCGGGUCGGGGGACUUGUGGCACGGCAAUGCGAUAGGUGAGUCAUGGGGGGUUCGGGGGUGGAGGAGGGCGGAGUGGCGAGGGUGACACUCGUGCGGUCUUGGGCAUGUACCCGUUGUUUGCGGGGACGGGUUGCACCUAUGUGGUAGGGCGUGCGGAGACAUAGGCUUGGUCGUCUCGAGAAGGAUAGGGCAAACGUUUGGCGGUACGAGCGUGUGCUUUUCGAUGGGGGGAGGGAAGGACAAGGUGGUAUGUGUGUGUGUGUGUACAGCAAACAAGACUCGUCGCUGUCGUUUUCGAGCCGUUUGGUUUUAAAACCACCGCGCACCUUCCCGCUAGAGUCCGCUCCGCUGCCGUUCGUGAUCUCGAAAAAGAAGCGGUGGUAGCGGGCACAGCAAGCGAUCU
Molecule: messenger RNA, 1066 nt
Organism: Ectocarpus sp. CCAP 1310/34
Lineage: Eukaryota; Phaeophyceae; Ectocarpales; Ectocarpaceae
Source: the annotation of a GenBank genome assembly